GGGUUUAAGACUGACGCAAUCGCAAUCACAAUCACAAUCACUCUCACAAACACACACAGCGUUUGUUUCUAGGGUUUUCUUCCUUUCUUUCUAUCUUUCCUCUUUCGGAUAUUAACAUGAGUCGUCAUCCAGAGGUGAAGUGGGCCCAAAGGGAGGACAAAGUUUUUAUCACAGUGGUAUUGGCUGAUACAAAAGAUGCGAAAGUCAACCUUGCCCCCGAAGGUGUUUUUACAUUCUCUGCUAAAGCUGGUGAGCAUGAGUAUGAUCUUAAGCUCGAGCUUUUUGACAAAGUUAACGUAGAGGAAAGCAAAAUAAAUAUAGGCGAGAGAAGUAUAUUUUGUAUUUUGGAGAAAGCAGAGCCGAAAUGGUGGAAUAAACUUCUGUCCGGAGAUGGCAGGGCCCCACAUUACGUGAAAGUUGAUUGGGACAAAUGGGCAGAUGAGGAUGAUGAUGCCGGUCCGGCGGAUCUUGACAUGGGAGGAAUGGAUUUCUCUAAAUUUGGAGACAUGGGGGGUAUGGGCGGCAUGGGGAUGCCGGGUAUGGGCGGCAUGGGUAUGCCGGGUAUGGGCGGCAUGGGUAUGCCGGGUAUGGGCGGCAUGGGGAUGCCAGGUAUGGGCGGCAUGGGGAUGCCGGGUAUGGGCGGCAUGCCAGAUAUGGGUGAUUUUAUGGGCGGAGAUGAUGAAGACAGUGAUGACGAAGGUGAGGAAGCGGAAACAAAGACGGCAACCAGCAAACCAGCAGAAGAGAAAACUGAAGGUGCAGCAGCUAGCAGCACAUAGAUUGUUUAGUCAACAUGUAUGGUGGUUUGACAUGAUCAAUGGGGUUAGGGCGUUUUUGAGUUCGGAUAAUAUUGAUUUGUACCCAAUCCAUGGUGCUCUCGAGACUUUGGAUGUUGACUAAAACUAUGCUUUGGUUUGUUUUUAUUUGUUAGAGUGAAAACCUUACUGUCCGUUUUUUAAAUUGGCUUUUCGGUGUUGUAAUUUCCGUAAGAGGUUUUAUGGCAUCAUAUGAUACCGUGAGGCGUAGAGCAUUA
Helianthus annuus (common sunflower) is the source of this 1033-nucleotide messenger RNA. RefSeq lists its product as uncharacterized. Gene Ontology annotation, cellular component: cytosol; nucleus. The record is from RefSeq and is a predicted model, not a curated record. Lineage: Eukaryota; Viridiplantae; Streptophyta; Magnoliopsida; Asterales; Asteraceae. Gene Ontology annotation, molecular function: Hsp90 protein binding; protein-folding chaperone binding. Gene Ontology annotation, biological process: protein folding; chaperone-mediated protein complex assembly. The coding region runs from base 117 to 779 and encodes 220 amino acids. The transcript has 6 exons.